Molecule: messenger RNA, 3878 nt
Organism: Sciurus carolinensis (gray squirrel)
Lineage: Eukaryota; Metazoa; Chordata; Mammalia; Rodentia; Sciuridae
Gene: Epha2
Product: EPH receptor A2
Exons: 17
Coding region: 116-3046 (976 amino acids)
Biological process (GO): protein phosphorylation; cell surface receptor protein tyrosine kinase signaling pathway; axon guidance
Cellular component (GO): neuron projection; plasma membrane
Molecular function (GO): ATP binding; protein binding; transmembrane-ephrin receptor activity
Source: RefSeq, a predicted model, not a curated record
ACACCGGCGGGCGGGCGGGCGGGCGCGAGCUAGCCGGACACCGAGGCCUGCGUACGCGCGUGCGGGCGUGCGGGAGCCUGGCGCCGGGGAUCUGUCCCGGAGCGAGAAGCGCAGCAUGGAGCGCCGGACAGCCGGCGCCUGCCUCGCCCUGCUGUGGGGCUGCGCGUUGGUGGCCGCGGCGGCUCAGGGCAAGGAAGUUGUCCUGCUGGAUUUUGCGGCAGCAAAAGGGGAACUUGGCUGGCUCACACAUCCCUAUGGCAAAGGGUGGGACCUGAUGCAGAACAUCAUGAACGACAUGCCCAUCUAUAUGUACUCCGUGUGCAACGUGGUGGCCGGCGACCAGGACAACUGGCUGCGCACCAACUGGGUGUACCGCGGCGAGGCGGAGCGCAUCUUCAUCGAGCUCAAGUUCACCGUGCGCGACUGCAACAGCUUCCCGGGCGGCGCCAGCUCCUGCAAGGAGACCUUCAACCUCUACUACGCCGAGUCCGACGUGGACUACGGCACCAACUUCCAGAAGCGCCAGUUCACCAAGAUCGACACCAUCGCGCCCGACGAGAUCACGGUCAGCAGCGACUUCGAGGCGCGCAACGUGAAGCUGAACGUGGAGGAGCGCUCCGUGGGGCCGCUGCGGCGCAAGGGCUUCUACCUGGCCUUCCAGGACAUCGGAGCCUGCGUGGCUCUGUUGUCGGUCCGCGUCUACUACAAGAAGUGCCCCGAGCUGCUGCAGGGCCUGGCCCGCUUCCCCGAGACCAUCGCGGGCUCCGAUGCCCCCUCCCUGGCCACCGUGGCGGGCGCCUGCGUGGACCACGCUGUGGUGCCGCCGGGCGGCGAAGAGCCCCGGAUGCACUGCGCGGUGGAUGGCGAGUGGCUGGUGCCUAUUGGGCAGUGCCUGUGCCAGGCGGGCUAUGAGAAGGUGGAGGACGCCUGCCAGGCCUGCUCACCGGGAUUCUUCAAGUCCGAGGCCUCCGACAGCCUCUGCUUGCCGUGCCCAGCACACACGCUGCCGUCCCUCGAGGGUGCCAGCUCCUGCGAGUGCGAGGAGGGCUACUUCCGGGCGCCCGAGGACCCGCUGUCCAUGCCCUGCACACGCCCGCCCUCCGCCCCGCACUACCUGACGGCCGUGGGCAUGGGCGCCAACGUGGAGCUGCGGUGGACGCCCCCCCAGGACAGCGGGGGCCGCGAAGACAUCAUCUACAGUGUCACCUGCGAACAGUGCUGGCCAGAGUCCGGCGAGUGCGGGCCCUGCGAGGCCAGCGUGCGCUACUCAGAGCCCCCCCACGCGCUGACGCGCACCAGCGUGACCGUCAGUGACCUGGAGCCCCACAUGAACUACACCUUCGCUGUCGAGGCCCGCAACGGUGUCUCGGGCCUGGUGACCAGCCGCAGCUUCCGCACCGCCAGCGUCAGCAUCAACCAGACAGAGCCUCCCAAGGUCAGGCUGGAGGGCCGCAGCACCACGUCACUCAGCGUCACCUGGAGCAUCCCGCCACCACAGCAGAGCCGCGUGUGGAAGUACGAGGUCACCUACCGCAAGAAGGGCGACUCCAACAGCUACAACGUGCGCCGCACGGAGGGCUUCUCUGUGACCCUGGACGACCUGGCUCCGGACACCACCUACCUGGUCCAGGUGCAGGCAUUGACGCAGGAGGGCCAGGGGGCUGGCAGCAAGGUGCACGAGUUCCAGACGCUGUCAGCCACAGAAGGUCCUGGCAGCAUGGCAGUGAUUGGCGGCGUGGCCGUGGGCGUGACCCUGCUGCUGGUCCUGGCAGGAAUCGGCCUCUUCAUCCACCGCAGGAGGAAGAGCUUGCGCGGCCGCCAGCCCUCGGAGGACGUCUACUUCUCCAAGUCAGAGCAGCUGAAGCCCCUAAAGACAUAUGUGGACCCUCACACCUACGAAGACCCCAACCAGGCCGUGCUCAAGUUCACCACCGAGAUCCACCCGUCCUGCGUCACCCGGCAGAAGGUGAUCGGAGCAGGAGAGUUUGGGGAGGUGUACAAGGGGACCCUGAAGGCGUCCUCAGGGAAGAAGGAGGUGCCCGUGGCCAUCAAGACCCUGAAGGCAGGCUACACCGAGAAGCAGCGUGUGGACUUCCUGAGCGAGGCCAGCAUCAUGGGCCAGUUCAGCCACCACAACAUCAUCCGUCUGGAGGGCGUCGUCUCCAAAUACAAACCCAUGAUGAUCAUCACGGAGUACAUGGAGAACGGGGCUCUCGACAAGUUCCUUCGGGAGAAGGACGGCGAGUUCAGCGUGCUGCAGCUGGUGGGCAUGCUGCGGGGCAUUGCGUCGGGCAUGAAGUACCUGGCCAACAUGAACUACGUGCACCGCGACCUGGCCGCCCGCAACAUCCUGGUCAACAGCAACCUGGUCUGCAAGGUGUCCGACUUUGGCCUGUCCCGCGUGCUGGAGGACGACCCCGAGGCCACCUACACCACCAGCGGCGGCAAGAUCCCCAUCCGCUGGACGGCCCCUGAGGCCAUCUCCUACCGCAAGUUCACCUCGGCCAGCGACGUGUGGAGCUACGGCAUCGUCAUGUGGGAAGUGAUGGCCUAUGGCGAGCGGCCCUACUGGGAGCUGUCCAACCACGAGGUGAUGAAAGCCAUCAACGACGGCUUCCGGCUCCCCACGCCCAUGGACUGCCCGUCCGCCAUCUACCAGCUCAUGAUGCAGUGCUGGCAGCAGGAGCGCACCCGCCGCCCCAAGUUCGCCGACAUCGUCAGCAUCCUCGACAAGCUCAUCCGAGCCCCCGACUCCCUCAAGACCCUGGCUGACUUCGACCCCCGGGUGUCCAUCCGGCUGCCCAGCACCAGCGGCUCCGAGGGGGUGCCCUUCCGCACGGUGUCCGAGUGGCUGGAGUCUAUUAAGAUGCAGCAGUACACAGAGCACUUCAUGGCGGCUGGCUACACGGCCAUCGAGAAAGUGGUACAGAUGACCAGCGAUGACAUCAAGAGGAUCGGUGUGCGGCUGCCCGGCCACCAGAAACGCAUUGCCUACAGCCUGCUGGGCCUCAAGGACCAGGUGAACACGGUGGGCAUCCCCAUCUGAGCCGGGCCCCGCCCGCCUCGGCCAAGAGUACUUGAAGGAACCCAGUGGCCUUCCUGCCAGCGCUAUGGUCGGCCGCCAGGGACCUUAUUUAUUUCUAGUCCUUCUUGUUGAUGGCACCCUGAGGCCUCUGCGGGGGUCGUGGAUGACAUCCUGCCCUGGACCGACGAGGCGGUCGGGGAUGCUGGCCGGGGCCUUGUCCCUGGCAAGGGACAUGGCCCAGCACUUAGCAGGCGCCAUCCAGUUCCCAGCAUCCCCUGGGGCGAGCCCCACCAAGACCUUUGGCCAUCCACGAGGGACAUUCCAAACUGACUGCCCUUUGCCUUCUCCCACCCGGGAGAAGCCACCUUGGGAGAUGGGGGUCAGCCCUGGCCACAUGCGCGGGUGGCCACCGCAAGCCCCACCCUUGCUGAAAGGGGCAGACCUUGAACUUGGCUGGGUGAGCCCCGCAGUGGUGCUCCGUCCUCAGUGCCUUCUGCAGACCCCCGGCCCUGUCCUCAGCCGGGUGGGACAGGCCGAUCUCUUGCUUUCCCGGGGCCCUUUCAGGACGCUUGGUUGUGUUGAGGUUUUUUAAAUAUAUAUUUGUACUUCAUGGAGAGAAUGCGUGUGCGGCAGGGCCCUGCCGGGCUGGGAGAGCGUGCCCGGGUGGGACACGCCCAGGCGGGGGCUCCCCGGCCACCGUCUCCCGCCCUCUAGACAUUCCCACACUGUCAGUGUUAAUGAUUUUGUUUUGUUGGAUAUUUUUUGGAACCUUAAUUUAUUAUUUUUUUUAUAUUUAUUGUUAGAAAAUGACUUAUUUCUGCUCUGGAAUAAAGUUGCAGAUGUUUCAAACUGA